GGUGAGAAUGAAAGCCCAAAAUGAUCCCAGCAGCAACGAACACCACUCCACUUACCUUCGUUUGUUGAUGUUGGCCGGCGGCCAUCACCAUUCAGCACCGCUCCCCACAUGUCUGUCCGACUCGCCCUGAGGUCAUUCACUCGUCACUGUCAUUUCUCCGCCGAACAUUCCAAAUGGCUUACACUUCCACCUGUGAAUACCACCACCGUCAACACUUCCUCCAACCAACUCUCUUCCUCCACUUCCACCACUGCCCUCAAAUGGGUUACUCGUUGCUGCCCCCAACUACCCAAAACCCUAAUCCACAAACUCUUUCGUCUUAAACAAGUUCGAAUGCUUCCACCACAAGAACAAGAUCAUAAAUUCAAAAAGGUAACUCCUAAAGACACCUUAAACGCCGGAGAUCGUAUAUUUCUUCCACAUUCUGUCAAACAACAAACGCCUGCACCACCCAAACGUCUCGACUCUCCCCUCACUCCAACUCUCACCGCCAAACAAAUCGAUUUCAUCAGUGCUCUUGUUAUCUACAAGGAUCCUGAGAUUCUUGUCCUCAACAAACCUCCCGGAAUGCCAGUACAGGGUGGCAUUAAUAUCAAAUGGAGCUUAGAUGCUGUAGCUGCAUCAUGUUUAAAGUAUGAAUGCCCUGAAUCCCCUCGUCUCGUGCAUAGACUAGACAGAGACUGUUCUGGAAUUCUUGUCAUGGGAAGAACAAAGACGAGUACUACGGUUCUGCAUUCCAUCUUCCGCGACAAAACUUCCCGGGCUUCAGAUGAUAAUGGCACGGAAAAGAGAAUCCUACAAAGAAAGUAUUGGGCACUGGUGCUCGGAUGUCCUAGACGUUCAGGGGGUUUGGUUACUGCUCCACUGGGUAAGGUGGUGGUUGACAACGGAAAAUCUGAUCGAAUAACUAUCGUUGACAAUUCUACAUCACUGUCACCCCAACAUGCAAUUACAGAGUACCGGGUGAUUGCAUCAUCAUCUCAUGGUUAUACGUGGUUGGAGCUUUCCCCCUUAACCGGUAGAAAACACCAGCUCCGAGUCCACUGUGCCGAGGUGUUAGGUACACCAAUAGUUGGGGACUACAAGUAUGGAUGGCAAGCUCAUAAGAAGUGGGGACAGUUUGAUUUGUCUAAUCCGGAGGACUCAACUGAAGAGCUUCUGAAGGAAGAGGCACUACCGUUUGGCCUUAACUUGAACAAGGGGAGCAUCUCUGACAAGCGUCCUCAUUUACAUCUUCAUUGCAAGCAAAUAGUGUUGCCUGAUAUAUCUCAAGCACUGCAAAAUGUGCAAUCACUAUCAGCUUUAAGUUAUGACCUUUCAGCGGUUAAAGCACUUGAGUUGGAAGCGGAUUUGCCUCCAUUCAUGAAAAAGAGUUGGGAUGUGACAAAUUCUUGAGUUCUGAUCAGAGUGUAGUAGUCUUUUUAAUUCACUUGGUUCCAUCUAGGUAAUUUCUUCCAUUGGAGAUUGUACUUAACAAUUUGAUGCGAUCAAAGGAUCAGCUGCACAUAAGUUGAGGUAUCUGUUAUAACAUAGCUCUCUUGGGAAUUCAAUUGGCAUUGCAUUUUUCCACAGGUUGAACUGAGAUUCAUAAAUUGUCAUUUCUUGAAUAAAAUUGUACUGUUUGUUUCGA
Lathyrus oleraceus (garden pea) is the source of this 1630-nucleotide messenger RNA. RefSeq names its product RNA pseudouridine synthase 4, mitochondrial. The coding region runs from base 109 to 1395 and encodes 428 amino acids. Gene Ontology annotation, biological process: enzyme-directed rRNA pseudouridine synthesis. Lineage: Eukaryota; Viridiplantae; Streptophyta; Magnoliopsida; Fabales; Fabaceae. Gene Ontology annotation, molecular function: pseudouridine synthase activity; RNA binding. The record is from RefSeq and is a predicted model, not a curated record. The transcript has 8 exons.